AGUUUAAAGGGUAGUUAAUGAUGACGAAGAUGAUAAUUAGUGAGAAAGAGUGAGAAUAAAAGAGGAGAGAGAGAGAGAGAUUAUGUAGAUUAAGGUGAUUACUCAAAACGGAGACAGUUAAUGUUGAGAGCGAAUCAACAACAACCAGUCUUCCCAUUCACUUGUCGAUUUAUGGGUUAACCAGAAGGAAAUUUUUUUUUUUAUCUUUUUUCCUGAUUGUGUCUCUAUCUUUUAAAUUACCAAAGAUCAAGUUCAAUCGAUUAACUGAUUAAGACCACUGGUGGUUAAUUGUCACAAUUAAAUGAUAAAAGAAAAUCUAAUUACAUGAUUAUCCUGUUUGUUUCCUCUUCUUCUUUUUCUAAUUCUGUGUACCUUUAUCUCUCUCUCUCUCUCUCUCUCUUUGGUUUAUUUUCUUUUUUAUCUAAAUUUUUCUCUUUGUUUUUCUUUUGUUCUUUUUCGCGAUAAUUUUCUCUCUCUCUCUCUCUCUCUCUAAUUUAAUUGUCAGUUAACAAUUAGUGUUCUGUGUCUUUGUGCGUAAUUAACAAUCGGAAUUGGAACCAUAAAUGCAUCCCAUAGUGUUACAAUCAAGAUUGGAAUUCAUUUUAAUCAACAACAAUUAAACCAACAAAGUGAUGGCCAAAUCAUUGAAACGCGAAAAAGUAGCCACAGGCAUCGUCUGUUUGGCUUAUUUUGUCUAUGGUAUCGGUUCCUCGCUCAUGAAUACAACUAUAAUCGAUUUAACUGAAAUUUUAAACGCCGAUGUUCAAUCUGUUUCUUAUGGACUUUUACUCAGAGCUGUUUUCCAUUGUAUUGGAGCUCCAUUGUUUUCCUGGUCAUUCACGUCUUUUAACCGAGAGUUUCAAUAUGCUCUGGCAUUGGCCCUCUUUGGACUAGGAACUUGUUUCACCGCUUCAUCUAAUACAAUGGUGAUGUUCAUCAUUUUCAAUUCACUUGCUGGCUUAGCAACUACUGGAAUUGAUAUUGCCUCUUAUGUUUGGAUACUUGAGAUUUAUAAAGAAAACGCCAAUCCCUAUCUCCAAGCAAUGGGCGGUUUCUGGGCUAUUGGACAAACUUUAGCCCCACUAAUUACUCGGCCCUUCCUUUCAAGUGAUCAAACAAUAAUCAAUGGAAAUGAAACAAUCGUAACCAAACAUACAAAAACCUCCAUUCAAAUACCAUAUAAUAUAAUUGGUAUUCUUACAGCGGGUGUUGGUUUUCUCGUCCUAUUGUUUUCAUGUUUCUACAAUAAUCAACACACAAAUGAUAAUAUUGAUGACAAUCGUCCCUCAAUUUCAUCAUCAUUUUCUAAAUCAAAAGAAGAUCAUCUAAAAGAAUAUGGAUCAACAAGUGAUCGGCAAAAAUCAUCACAUUCACAAUCAUUUACUGGUGAUAAACGUUCAAUUAAACAAGAAAACUCUUCCUUGUUACCAAAAAGUUUACCUAAAGGUUAUUAUGUCGCAAUUGUCCUUCUCGCUGCUCUGAUGAUGAAUUUUCAAGUUGGACUUGAUUUAGAUUUUUUCAAUUUCCUUCAUACUUAUGCUGUUCAAGGUCCAACCAAAAUGGACAAAUCUGAUGCCAGUUACCUUGUUUCGUUAACCGGUUUUGUACAAUUAGCUUCACGAUUUAUAUCAAUUUUCAUCUCAAUCUACAUAAAAUCGGGAACAAUCAUUGCUACCUCAACAAUUGUAACUCUUUUCGGUGUUAUCAUUUUAGUCCUCUCCGGGUCAACAGUCUCUGGACUAUGGGCUGGAGCGAUUAUAUUAUCGAUUGGAUUUGCACCAGUGGGAUCGUCAAUCUAUACUUAUAUUGAGGAAAGGACCACCGUUACCAAUACGAUCGCCGGUAUAUUAUCAUUUUCAAGUACCAUUCUCUCAACAACCGGACCUUAUAUUGUUGGUGCUUCACUUGAUACUCAUCCAUUCAUAUUUAUACUUUACAUAUUAAUAUGUAACAUUUCAAUUAUCAUAUUAUUUGUCCUUCUACUUUUAACUGAUCUCUGGAAACGACGAUACUUGGAAAAGCAGAAAAAUCAAUCGGCCAAACGAAGUACAGUCUCUCCACUUGUCACAAUCUUUUAUUCAUAGUGUGUUUUUUUUCUCGUAUUAAUUAUUUGGCAAAUCUCUUAUGUUAAUCCCUUUACACUUGAUGUGAUAAUUAGAGAUGAGAAAAGGGAUUAACAUUAGCCUCAGGCCUUUGAUUAUUAAUUAAUAAGUAUGGUUACGAUAAGUGGAGAGACGACUACAUUUUGAGCACACUCUGAGCUUACAAUUAACUAAUUUUAACACAUUUUCUUACCAUAUAAUCUAUAUGCUCCAUUUGUGUUUAAUUUUUUUAAAUUAUGGACAAAUUAACUAACUUUCCAUUUAUAUCAACAAAAAAAAAAGUCAAACGGGUAAACAUUUGAAUUGAUUUUCAUGACAAUUUAGACUAAUUUUUUUUGUCUAGUCAAGUCAAUCAACUUUAAAUUGUUAAACAAUUCAACUCUGUGAUAGUUUGUUAAAAAAAUUUUCCACAAAUAAAAAUAAUUACACAUUUAAAUUGUUUCUUUAA
This is a messenger RNA of Panonychus citri (citrus red mite), 2550 nucleotides long. RefSeq names its product sodium-dependent glucose transporter 1A-like. The coding region runs from base 633 to 2084 and encodes 483 amino acids. Lineage: Eukaryota; Metazoa; Arthropoda; Arachnida; Trombidiformes; Tetranychidae. The record is from RefSeq and is a predicted model, not a curated record. Gene Ontology annotation, biological process: transmembrane transport. The transcript has 4 exons.